GUGUGUUUCUGUUUUUAGCUAUGUAUUGCCUCACCUGGCUCGUGCUCGUCGCACUCAGAAUAACUUUUAAAAUGUUUUAUGACAAUUACCGUAACCGCACAGUUUCAUUCACUGUGCUUAUAUAAAUUCUGUAUUAUUUAGUUUUAUUCAUUCUGUAUUCUUCCUGCACAUUUGCAUCGUCACACUGCAUACGAAGCGUGUCGAGUUUCCCCUUUAAUUACCGUUGUAAAUAUUAAAAUGUCCUAAGUAUUGUGAAUGAGAAUCUAUCAACGCUCCCUGUGUAUUGUCUACAGUUUAAGAAGUGUAAAGCUUACAGCAUCGCUCAUUAAUUCUCAUUUCUAGACGACGGGAGUCGCGUCCAGAGACGAAGAGUAAAACAGAAUAUAAAGACGUGUCUAUUGACUGCGUUAAUCUUAUGUUUAUUUUUAAUACAUUCAGUCAAUGCGCGGUCCCGUUAUAACUUCAUGUUUCCUGUUAGCGCUUAAAGUAAAGACAAAUGCCUGAAAAAAUAUUAGAAAUAUGCCAAAAUGAUUUACAACAUUAUAAUGUAGAGAUUAAUUUCAACGACGGGAUUAUGUAUCAGUCGUGUUCAUUGUGAAGGCAUCGUGUUAUCGGCUGUCGAGAUUUCGAUGAGUUUUUUAUUAAAACGCCACUCGUGUUAUCGCGACAUCACAUUACUCUCCUAAUUCAAUGAUAAAGCUUAUCUCAUAUUGAUUUUGGAAUGUUUUGUGAGUUUACAUAAAUAUAUAGACACGUCUGCUGUCGUCUGAAUACACGACUAAGACAAUCCACUUGAAAGGUUGCGUUGAAAUUUCUUUCCUUUAUGUUUGAAUGAACUUAGUUUAAUCGUUAAUGUGUUGCACGCGUGCAGUCGUAACAUCUUUACUGAUGAGAUUGGUCACACAGCUUAUAUUGACAGCUACAUUUUCAGAUAUCAUGAUCACUUCAUACUUGAGGAAGACAGACAUUAGAUUUCUACUGAUUCUGUUUCUGUUAUUCAAAUUCCACUCGUGUGAAGACGCAAUAAAUACAUUGUUUGAACAAAUAAACGAGGCCACGGUUAAGUUUAAUAGACUCGGAGCGGAAAUAGCCUGGCAGUAUUCAGUGGAUCCCAACGAUGCUGGACUUACACGAAGAUCAGCGGAUUAUCAGUUGGAAAGAAUCGUGUGGCAGCAGAGAUCGUGUGAGGUAGUCGAGGGUUUGCAUGAACAAGGGGCACUUAAUGUAACCCAACAAAGACAGGCCCAUCUUUUGUGUAGAGGUCCGAAAUUCACUUAUGAGGAAGCGAGAGCGAUGAGUAAUUUAUAUGAUGGAUUGCUGACCAUAUACUCUAACGCAGCGGUAUGUGUUCCAAAUAUAAGUAAUGUCGCUGAUGGAUUGUCUCAUGAAGCUGUCAUUAAACAGUACCUGGUGAAGUUAAACCGAUUCGUUAAAGUUGAUGGAAAAAAUGUAUCCCUAAAAACAGACAAAAAUGCACCCAAGAGAGAAGCGAUCUUCUGUAUUAAAGGGGAGGAAGAAUUUGAUAAAUUGAUGAAAACGUCAAAAGAUCCAGAAGUCUUGGAGUUUGUUUGGAAAAUCUGGAGAGAAGACACGAGGUACAUGCGAGCACCGUUCAGGGAACUGGUCAAUGUGCAAAACGAAGCUGCUAGGAGAAAUGGAUACACAAAUAUUGGUGAAUCUUGGAGAGACGAGCUGGAGAUUGAUGAUCUUCGUAUGUUUUGCCGACGCCUGUAUCAAAGUGUCAAACCUUUGUAUGAGCUGGUGCACGGGGUCGUCCGAUUUUACCUUCGACAGCGAUAUGGAGAUGUGGUCUCUGCGAGAGGACCGAUACCCGCACACUUGUUAGGAAACUUGUGGUCGUACAACUGGGAGCCGUUAGCAGAAUUCAUCAUCCCCAAAACUAUAGACUUGGAUGACCGCAUGAAGAGUUUAAAUUGGACCGUUAUCGAUAUGGUAAAACGGGCCGACGACUUCUACAUCUCCCUGGGCCUUCCGGCCAUGACGGAGACCUUUUGGAGCAAGUCUCUGAUGACUCGUGUCAAUGAUAACGAGCGGUGUCACGGAACAGCCGCUGACAUGUUUAAAGAUGGAGACUUCAGACUCUUGUAUUGUUCUGGAACAAGUUUCGAAGACUUCUCCGUGCUGCAUCACGAAAUGGGCCACAUCCAGUAUUACAUGGCGUAUCAACAUCGACCCGGUCUUUUUAGGCAAGCGAAUACAGCGCUGCAUGAAAGCGUCGGCGAUGCUAUAAUGUAUGGAGUGAGAACUCCUCAACAUCUUCACAGAGUACGGCUCCUUAAUGACACAGAGCUGUUCGAUGUUAACAAUAAUAAUAAAAUAAACGUUCGGAAAACAACAGUAAAAAUGGUUAAUGCACAUAGAAUAUACAAGAAUAAUAUAGAAUCUGACACAAGUAAGAUAGCAGCGUUCAUAGAUGACAGCGACGUCGGAGAUAUAAGUACCGAUGAUAUUCUUAUUUUGAAGCAGGCUCUGAAUAAAUUACCCCAAAUACCAUUUUCGCUGCUAAUAGACGAGUACAGGUGGAGGUAUUUUGAAGGUAGUUUGGAUGAAAAUUCUCUGAACCGUCACUUCUGGGACAUGGUUCGUGAACUCCAAGGUGUCGUCCCCCCAGAACGGAGAGGGGAGGAGUACUUCGAUGUAGGUGCUGUGUUUCACGUCGCUGACAAUACACCGUACAUCAGAUACUUCCUGAGCUCGUUUCUGCAGCAUCAGCUGUUUGAGUCUCUGUGCCGCGCCUCUGUUAGGGGUCGAAGACCACGAUGGAUGCCGGCUAAGUGGGACCUUCUGCGGUGUGAUAUAUACGGCUCUAAGGUCGCCGGCAAAAUAUUGAAAGAUUUAAUGUCUCGAGGAUCAUCACAACCCUGGCGUCAGAUAUUAGAAGAAACUAUCGGAGAAAGUAACAUAUCAGCCACAUCACUGAACACGUACUACAGACCGCUCUAUAAACUGCUGACGCGAUUGGUACAAAAAUACCGCAUUCCUAUUGGCUGGUAGACGCUUCCUGGCUCUUCAACGUUCUAAUGCGUGCGGACGAAUAGAAUUAUGGAAUAAAACAAUUCUUUAAAUUAAUAAAUAUAUAUAAUUAACUUAAUCUCAUUAAA
Molecule: messenger RNA, 3122 nt
Organism: Danaus plexippus (monarch butterfly)
Lineage: Eukaryota; Metazoa; Arthropoda; Insecta; Lepidoptera; Nymphalidae
Product: angiotensin-converting enzyme-like
Exons: 9
Coding region: 853-3015 (720 amino acids)
Biological process (GO): proteolysis
Cellular component (GO): plasma membrane
Molecular function (GO): metallopeptidase activity; peptidyl-dipeptidase activity
Source: RefSeq, a predicted model, not a curated record